AUGUUUAUAAUGAUUUGUGAAUUUCUCGAAUGGCAAUUCCCCCUGGCCCUAUUCGCCGUCCGCAACGUCUUCCCGGUGACGUAUACCGUCGUGAUUCUGAAUUCUGUGACGAUCGUCGUCACGAAUAAACGAGUCCGUGACGCCUACCUAGCGACGUGCCGAUUCUGGAAGAAACGUGUCGAGGAUGCGAAGAAUAGUUCGGAGUCACGACAGCAUACGACGCUGCCACCGACGCCCCAGAUUUCCCCCAAAUUUGGGGCGAAAGUCGCCGUUUUUUAG
Messenger RNA from Caenorhabditis remanei, 279 nucleotides. RefSeq lists its product as uncharacterized. NCBI's taxonomy places the organism in Eukaryota, Metazoa, Nematoda, Chromadorea, Rhabditida, Rhabditidae. The transcript has a single exon. Bases 1 to 279 code for a protein of 92 amino acids. The record is from RefSeq and is a predicted model, not a curated record.